Molecule: messenger RNA, 1194 nt
Organism: Dibothriocephalus latus
Lineage: Eukaryota; Metazoa; Platyhelminthes; Cestoda; Diphyllobothriidea; Diphyllobothriidae
Source: the annotation of a GenBank genome assembly
AUGAAUCGCCGGCAAACCACAUGCGUUCUCCUGAUUCUAUGCGGGAUUCUGUGGAUUGAAAGGCACGUGAAAAUUGGCCCGUCCCCUGAUAACGUUGACAAGGAGAGAUUUCUCAAAAGGAUUUUGCCCUUUUACAGUAACAUUAAGUCGGACAGCAGACUUAGUCACCUGGAAGACGCAAAGUUUAAUGAACAAACAGGGGAACCCGUGGCUUACCUCCGAACAUUCGAAGAACCCUUUUUUCUCCCUGUGCCUAAACCUUGGUGUCUCUCUUCCAGUCAGAAUAAGUUGACAGUCACUUACAAGAGCCGAGAAAUUGAUACCAGCUGGCUUUCCAAGGACUUGAUCAAAACCGUUGUGGCUUGCUGUUUCGCAGACAAGGAUCCAGAUGCUCAAGCUCGCAUGAAACUCCGACACUCUCUGCGCCUGUUUAGAGAUUCUUUUGAAGAGGGUAACGUUACACUGAUAAUGACAUUUGGUUCGAUGCUGGGAUCAUUACGGUAUCAUCAAAGGAUGUUUUACGAUGUUGACUAUGACUUUAGCGUUGAUGAUCAGGAUAUGGAGCGUGCAAUUAGCAUUAUGGCCAAACUUUCGGCAAACUCGGCCACCGAGAUGCGUUUAAUUGACGCCCGAUUCUCCUCUGCGAAUCCGAAGUUUGGAUUUCUGUGUGGCAAUGACCCAGGUUGGAGACAGCGUGAAAAUCUUUGCAUUGAAAAAGAGGAGAGCUACGUGGUGUGCAACUCAUGGGCUGGUAUACUGUCAGUCCUCAGACCCUGUCUUUUCUACGUCGAUUUGUAUUGGAUGAGAAAGGAUAACAGCGGUAGCUUAAGUGUCAAUUCGGUAAAUACGAAGUUCGCUCUGGAAGAUGUACUGACUUCCGAUUACAGGCCACUGGACGGGACGCUCUUUCGAUCCGUGCGGAACUUCGAACGAUAUGCUGAAGCGAUCUAUGACUCAUCCAUUCAAAUGUGCGUACCCAAAACUGGCAAACUAGGUGCAAACGGAGAAUGGUUUAAGAUUACUGGAGACAGUAAUCCGGACUGUACAGACUUUGCGCUGCCCUGCGCAUACAUCGACAAGCUUCAUCCACGAACAUACAUGCUAACGAAUGGCGGAAACAGAAUUGAACUUGGAUUGCGCUGGCUGAAUUCCGGUGAAUGUGUCGCAUACUCCGUUUUUGUUAAAUUCACAUGA